GAGCGUUGGCCAGCGAGGCUCGGCCAGUGGAAAGUGAAAGUUUGCCCGGUUCUCUCGGCGCCGCCGCCGCCGCCGCGCUCUCUGCAGGCCGGGACAGCGGCUCGGCCCUCGGCCUGGGAGCGGACCUCGCAGCAGCAGCGGGCGAGCGGGCGGGCGAGCGAUCCCGGGCGCCGAGCGCAACCGGCACCCAGCCGCCCCUAUGACCACGCGGGGCGCCGCCGGGCGCUGCCCUCCCAUGGCAUGGCUGUGCCCCUGGCUGCUACUGGUCUUUCUCCUGCUGAGCAGGAGCAUUGCGGAGGAGAUAUCGGAGCACUGUAGCCACAUGAUUGGGAACGGACACCUGCAGGUCCUGCAGCACCUAAUUGACAGUCAGAUGGAGACCUCGUGCCACAUUACCUUUGAGUUUGCCGAUGAAAAGCAGCUGAAAGACCCCGUGUGUUAUCUUAAGAAGGCGUUUCUCCUGGUGGAAGACAUAAUGGAGGACACCAUGCGCUUCAGAGAGGAAACUCCCAAUGCCAAGGCUAUCCUCCAGCUCCAGACCCUCUCUGUGAGGCUGAAGAGCUGCUUCACCAAGGAUUAUGAAAAGCAAGACAAGGCCUGUGUCCGAACUUUCAAUGAGACUCCCCUCCAGUUAAUGGAGAAGAUCAAAAAUGUCUUCAAUGAAACAAAGAAUCUCCUUGAAGAGGACUGGAAGAUUUUCACCAAAAACUGCAGUGACAGUUUUGCUAAGUGCUCCAGCCCAGAUGUGGUGACCAAGCCUGAUUGCAACUGCCUGUUCCCCAAAGCCACCCCUAGCAGUGAGCUGGCCUCUGUCUCCCCUCAUCAGCCCCUCACCCCCUCCAAGGUCCCUAAGGCUGGCUUGACCUGGGAUGACUCUGAGGGGACAGAUGGCAAGUCCCUCUUGCCCAAUGAGCAGCCACUUCACACAGUGGACCCAGGCAAGGCAAAGCAUCGACCACCCAGGAGCACCUGCCAAAGCCUCGAGUCACCAGAGACCCCAAGUCUCGUGGACAACCCCCCUGGAGGUUCACCACAGCCUUACCCCUCUGGAAAGGCCCCCAGCUCUGGGAUGAAGAACAUUCUGGACUCCAGACUGGACACUACCUGGGCCUUAGAAGAGGCCUCUGGUGAGGCUAGUGAGGGUCCUGUACCUCACGGGGCAGAGUUUUCACCCUCCGGGCCAGAAGGGGGCAGCAUCCGGGGACAACUGGCCAUACCCAAAGACCUCCUCUCAGCAUCUUCUCCACUCUCAACCGCAGAGGACCAACAGCCACCAUUGCUGAAGGUGGACCCUGUGAGAGGCACUGGCCAGGUCAAGAAUGGCGCUCUUGAGAUGGCAGACCAUUCCUCUAUCCAGCCCACAGAGGGCGAGGAGACAGACUCUACCCAGACCCCAUCACUGCGACCCCCAGGCCUCAGCCAUCAUGCCACCCCUUCUGCUCAGCCACAGCUUCUGGGAAGCCGCUCCUGGAGAAUUGUGCUGCCCCUUGGGGAGCUGGAGGGCAAGAGGAUCACCAGGAGCCGAAGGAGCCCCGUAGAGCUGGAAGGAGGACAAGCGAGCGAGGCGUUAGCCAGACCCCUGGCCCCUUUUAACUCCGUUCCUUUGACUGACACAGGCCGUGAGAGGCAGCCUGAGAGAACCUUCAGCCCCCAGCUCCCUGGGCUCGUCUUCCACCUGCUGGUGCCCAGCAUCAUCCUGGUCUUGCUGGCCGUGGGGGGCCUGCUGUUCUACAGGCGGAGGUGGAGGAGCCAUCAAGAGCCUCAGCCAGUGGAUUCUCUCAUGAGGCACCCAGAGAGCAGCUCCAUGACUCAGGAUGAGGACAGACAGGUGGAACUGCCGGUAUAGAGGAAGCCUAAGGUGGCCAUGGAGGACUGUCUCUCCACGGGAGAAGAUGCAACAGGGCCGUCCGCCACCACCCUCCCUGGCUCUUCUCCUGGAAAUGUGGCCUUUCUGCCACCUGAUCCCCUGCCUGCCAGGACUGGACUGGAGCAGCCGGGCUGUAGUUCCUAUGACUUGACCCUCAGACUUUCAACGACUGAGAGAAGGCCAAAGGACGCCGCCCACACUGCCACUAUUUAUUGUGGGCCCUGGAGGCCCUGUGAGCUUGAGGAAGGCUGGCGAGCUGGCUCAGGACCUUCUCCCUCGGGGGCUGCCCCUCUGCUCCUUCCUCUCCAUGCCAGCACCUGGGUCGGGGGCCCACGCGCCUGUGGUAUGUGGGAGACCAGAGUGGAUGCUGAGGAGCCAGCUGGUGCCAAGAGAUACCAUUGUUGACAUGCAGGGACCUGUCUCCAGAGGAGUCGUGGAUGAGGGAAGAGCAGCAGCAGCCUGAUUUCCUGGAAAGGGAGAUCUGCACCCUCCACUGACCUGAGUGUCCUGCGCUGGUGGCCCGGUGGUGAGGGGAGGCCAGCUCCACUCUCAGGACCUGCCUACCCUGACUCAUCACGCCAGGAGGAGGACCUGGCUCUGGCCUCCACACCUCCAUCCCUCCAGCCCUGGCCAGAGCACCUACUAGAGGCUGGGCAGAAGCUCCCCUCAUGAAGGAAGCCAUUGCACUGUGAAAACUGAACCUGCCUGCUGAAAAGCCUGCCCAUCUACCCUACAAGCAAGCAUCCGUCCAAACGCUCCCCACCUCCCCAGCCUCUCCCCAGCCUCCUACACUGAGCUGGCCUCACCUGUCGACUGAGGGAGCCCCUAAGCCCUAACCUUCUCCUGACCCAGCCUUUGACUCCUUGGGUGGAGCAGGUGGAAGAACCGCCCAGGCCACCAGCCGGAGCUGGCCUUCAGGCUGCGUGUUCACCCAGGUUUCUGCAUCUUGCACUUUGACAUUCCCACGUGGAAAGUGACUAGAGGGAGGGAGAGAAGGAGGGAGGGCAGCGGAGGCAGAGAGGUACAGGGAGAGCUCUGACUGAGAGUGGGUCUGGAAAUACGGCUGUGCCCCUGAGACUGGGGAGACCUCUGCGCCCCAAGCCCUCAGCCCAGUGUACUUUGCCUGCUGCUCGCAGGCUCCUGCCACCAAGCAGGUUUUCCCCAUCAGGAGCCCUGCAGCUGGGCUGUGCUCCAGCCCCGCCUGCAUGGUCCCCAGCUCUCCUCUUUUGGUCCUUCUUUUUUCCUGACCCCUAGAGGCAGUGACCCCCUCCAACACUCACCGCACCCCCACUAUCUUGGGCCGAGCAAGGGAGCUGGAGACGAGGCGGGAGAUCCAGGCAUCUGCUUCAGGCUCUGCUCUGAGGACCCCAGCUUCCUGGGCUGGCCCUUGCCAGGGCUCUGAGACCCGGGCAACAGGUGACAGGGCUGUCAACUGUCCUCAGUCCCUUUAUGCUGCUGUGUCCCUCCUUUCCUGCCCUCCACUGGGAGACCUUGUCCUCCCUGGCUGACACCUCUUUCCACCAGGGAGAGUGAGGCCCACUGCCCAUCCCGAUGAUGACAGCUGAGGGGAGGGCAGGUGCGAGCUUUCUUGUGGGGCUCAUCCUUCUAGUCACAGACUCCAUACUCAUGCUAGAAAACACGUAUUUUUAAAUGGAAGGAAAGAAAACAGAGAAAAGAGGCAUUCCUCCACACCCUUCAACGUUAAAUGUGUAGUAUUCAAAAAAUCAAAACAGCAGAUUCAACCCAUUGCAGAAGCUCUUUGUGGGCGCUUGGUGACACUGUAGUGGAAGGAGCUCCAGAGCCACCUCUGGGUGUCCCCCUUCUGGCUACCUGCCCAGGGUCCCUUACUUUCCUCUGAGAGAGCCCAGGGGGAACAUCUCACGAACUGUGAGAGUGUGUUUUUAUACUUGGAAGUGGUGAAUUAUUUUAUAUAAGGUCAUUUAAAUAUCUAUUUAAAAAAUAGGAAGCUGCUUAUAUAUUUAAUAAUAAAAGAA
Octodon degus (degu) is the source of this 3861-nucleotide messenger RNA. It is a transcript of the gene Csf1, whose product is annotated as colony stimulating factor 1. The coding region runs from base 200 to 1846 and encodes 548 amino acids. The record is from RefSeq and is a predicted model, not a curated record. The transcript is spliced from 9 exons. Lineage: Eukaryota; Metazoa; Chordata; Mammalia; Rodentia; Octodontidae. Gene Ontology annotation, cellular component: membrane. Gene Ontology annotation, biological process: positive regulation of macrophage differentiation; osteoclast differentiation. Gene Ontology annotation, molecular function: growth factor activity; cytokine activity.